Molecule: messenger RNA, 1602 nt
Organism: Rhizophagus irregularis DAOM 181602=DAOM 197198
Lineage: Eukaryota; Fungi; Glomeromycota; Glomeromycetes; Glomerales; Glomeraceae
Source: RefSeq, a predicted model, not a curated record
UGUCAUAAUUAUAUAAUUAUUUCGUUCAUUAUAUUAUAACUUAAAGGACUUAAAGAUAAAAAAUAACGACCCAUAUAUAAUAAAGAACAACUAACCACGAGGACAAUCUAAAAUAUUUUUCUUAUUUAGGCUAUUAAUGUCACAUUACAUCAUAAGUCAUAACAUAUUAUGUUCAUUAAGUUACUAUAUAAAUUCGUCAUAUAAAUAAACUUUAAUUGGAUUAGGAAUAUAAGAAAAGAAAAAAUUAACAUAGUUAUUUUUUUUAUAUUUUUUUCCUUACAAGAGAGGCGCGAAAAAAAAAAAAUUAUUUUAAAUUUAAUUUAAAAUUAACAACAUGUCUUCAAUGGAUUGGCGUUCUCUUGUUUCUACAGAUGAAAGACUUACUAGUAUUCUCAGAAUUGCGGAAUUAGCUCAUGCUGUUCAACCGUUUAACGAAGUAUUGAACCGUGCUAGACAAGCAGAAGCAGGCGUCUUUCAAAGAGCAACUUCUCGGAAGGAAUAUAAAGAAUUGUCUGAUAACCAAACGAAUGAUUUGGCAAAAAAUUCAAAAACUGAAGAACAAUCUGAUCAAUUGACAAAAAAACAAUUAGAACUUAAAAAUUUAUGGAAAAAACGUAUUGAAGAGAUUAUGGAACAACUGCGUCGCCAGCAACAAACGCAAUCACAACGUCUUUAUUUAUUAUUACAGAAUCUACAACUUCAACAAUUAUUGCAGCAAAAAAAGACUCGUCAAACUCAAUCCACAAACAUAACUCCGUUCUUGCAACAAGAAGUUUUGUUACCACAACCUAGUGUAUCAGUAUUGCAAACAAAUUUAUCAACUAUUCAACAAUCUAUUAAUCCUUUAUUCCAACAACAACCUACAAUUAUAUUUCAACAGCAACAGACAAUUCCUCAAUUUUAUCAGCCACAAACAUAUUCUUUUCAACACCAACCGAUGACUGUUCAACAAUUAUUUACUCUUACACAACCUUCUUUUACAGUACAGCCACUAAUCACUCAUCAGGCUCUUCCGAACUUAUCUACUCCAUUAAAAUGUGAACAAUCACAAUCUUUACCACAAGAUACUUCUUAUUACCUUGUAAAGGAUGCAAACAUACAUAAGGAAGCUUUCAAAGAAGCUUUGAAAUUGCCAAUAAAUGAACAAAAAAGACAUCCUCCACCCGGCGAACCUGUAAUACCUGUACAUGCUUUGAAAGUUGAAGGUUCUGAUACCGCUUCUCAAGUCCAACUCCACCAUCAGUUCAAAUAAAAUUGUCAAUAAGAUAAAUCAAAGUUGAUGAUGUCGCCAUUUGAGAUCAUAUGGUAUGCCUAUAAUUAUAGAUAGAAGUACUAAAAAAGUCAACUAUCUAUAGACGAAUUAUGGACACAACUAUCUCGUGGCGCGACGGCUCUCACAUACGUGUUACCAAAUAUGCAUACUGCGUACAUCCGGCAACAUUUGGAAGCGCUGAUCUUUCUAAUCUUUAUUAAUAUUAAUUAUGAUUUUUUUCAUGAUAAUUAUAAACAAUUGGUAAAUAUCUUGCUAACUAUAUUUUUUUUUUUCUUUUUUUUUCUUUUAAUUUUCAUUAGAUUCAUUUGUUUGGGUCUUACGAUUAUAAA